Molecule: messenger RNA, 171 nt
Organism: Funneliformis mosseae
Lineage: Eukaryota; Fungi; Glomeromycota; Glomeromycetes; Glomerales; Glomeraceae
Source: the annotation of a GenBank genome assembly
AUGUUCUAAGUCCUUUAAUUGAAGAUAUAAAAGAACUUAAAAAUGGAUUUACAAUAGAAAUAAAUAGUAAAUAUAUUUGGAUAAUAGGUAGAUUGGGUAACAUUACAGCAGAUUUACCUGAGGGAAAUGAACAAACUGAAAUUAAGCAUUACAAUGCUAAUUAUAAUUACC